Molecule: messenger RNA, 4824 nt
Organism: Thunnus maccoyii (southern bluefin tuna)
Lineage: Eukaryota; Metazoa; Chordata; Actinopteri; Scombriformes; Scombridae
Gene: prkar1aa
Product: protein kinase, cAMP-dependent, regulatory, type I, alpha (tissue specific extinguisher 1) a
Exons: 12
Coding region: 262-1404 (380 amino acids)
Biological process (GO): regulation of protein phosphorylation
Cellular component (GO): cAMP-dependent protein kinase complex
Molecular function (GO): cAMP-dependent protein kinase regulator activity
Source: RefSeq, a predicted model, not a curated record
UCUCAAUUAAUUAAGAUUUCUUUAUUGUCAUGUCAGCCCUCACAUACAUUGAAACAAAAUUUGUCCUCUGCAUUUGACCCAUCUUAUACAUUAGGAGCAGUGGGCAGCUGCAGCACAACACCUGGAACAAUCCAAGCUCUUUUGGCCAGUGCCAGUGGAGACACUUUUACUGUGAAAGAACCGAGCGGAAGUGGGUCUCUGCUGUCACGGAAGAAAACAAACAAGACAACACGCCAUAUCAUAUUUGGUCAUAAGACAAAGAUGGCAUCAAGCAGUACGAGCAGCGAGGAGGAGCGGAGUCUGCUCGAGUGUGAGCAGUAUGUUCAGAAGCACAACAUCCAGCAGCUGCUCAAGGACUGCAUUGUCCAGCUGUGCACAGCCCGGCCUGAGCGGCCCAUGGCCUUCCUCAAGGAACACUUUGACAGACUGGAGAAGCAGGAGGAGGCCCAGCAGAUGGUGUUGCAGCAGAAGUCCAGUGUGAGAUCAGACUCCCGUGAGGAGGAAGUUUCUCCUCCCAUGAACCCCGUAGUGAGGGGUCGGAGCCGGAGAGGAGCCAUCAGUGCCGAGGUGUACACUGAGGAAGACGCUGCCUCCUAUGUCAGAAAGGUCAUCCCAAAAGACUACAAGUCCAUGGCAGCCCUGUCAAAAGCCAUGGAGAGGAACGUGCUGUUUGCCCACUUAGACGACAAUGAGAGGAGUGACAUUUUCGACGCAAUGUUUUCUGUCAACUACAUCGCUGGAGAAACAGUCAUCCAACAAGGUGAUGAGGGAGACAACUUCUAUGUUAUCGACCAAGGAGACAUGGAUGUGUAUGUGAACAAUGAGUGGGUGACCAGCAUCGGUGAGGGAGGCAGUUUCGGGGAGCUGGCUCUGAUCUACGGGACCCCUCGAGCAGCUUCAGUCCGGGCCAAGUCCAACGUGAAGCUGUGGGGCAUCGACAGAGACAGCUACAGGAGGAUUCUGAUGGGGAGCACAUUGAGAAAGCGCAAGAUGUACGAGGUGUUCCUCAGCAAGGUGUCCAUUUUAGAGUCUCUGGAUAAGUGGGAGCGUCUGACGGUGGCUGACGCCUUGGAGACGGUGCAGUUUGAGGACGGUCAGAAAAUUGUGGUGCAGGGAGAGCCUGGUGACGAGUUUUUCAUCAUACUGGAGGGGACAGCAGCGGUGCUGCAGAGGCGGUCAGUGGAUGAGGAGUUUGUGGAGGUCGGCAGACUGGGACCAUCAGAUUACUUUGGUGAGAUCGCCCUGCUGAUGAAUCGGCCCCGUGCUGCCACCGUUGUUGCAUGCGGACCCCUCAAGUGUGUGAAACUGGACCGGCCGCGGUUUGAGCGAGUCCUGGGUCCCUGCUCCGACAUCCUGAAGAGAAACAUCGAGCAAUACAACAGCUUUGUUUCCCUCUCCGUCUGAGCUCUCCAGCACUCUGCUCCUCCUUUCUUCUACUGCAGGGUCCACCAACACAGAUCUGCUCUAUUUUCCUACUUGUAGCCUCUAUUUCACACAUGUGACUCCUCCCCUGAUCACUUAAACACGGCUCUUAUUGUUAUUUUAUACAUAUUUUAUUUUACACCUAUAUACUCAGAUGCCUAUAUACUGCAUACACUCUGAAACGAAAUAUAGUUGUAUGGCUGUUUAACUGUGCAUUCACACUGAGCAGCUAGUUAGUGGAGAUCAGAUCUAAAAGUACAGAGAGCACAUUUUAAAACAUGUUGAAGAAGAUAAUAUGUGAAAAAAUAAACAUAAAAUUCUCAAUGUGCAGUACACAUAAGACAUGGAAUAAUUUAGACUAAAUAAGAACUAUAGUGUGGUCACAAUGAAACGUGUGUAGAUGCAAUAACUGACAGAAUAUCAUGUGAGUGGAAAUGGGGACCGUGUGAGCUAAUUGUUUCCACAAUCUGAACCCAAAAUGUGAUGGACUUAAAUGAAGCAUGUUGACAGUGUGAAUGCACAGUUAGAUGAUUUUAGUUUAGCUCUGGAGAUCCUCAGUGUUCACAAAGAUGCUGUCACUGAUAGGUUCAUACCGACUGAGGAUACUUUGUGCUUUUGAACCGGUACGCCAAAAAGGCUUAACUGUUUUUUGCUGCUCUUUUGUAUUGGUGGAGAUGUUUUUAUAGUCACACUAGCGGUGGGGCUCUAUGGAUGGCAGUGUCUGUCGUGUGCCGCUCAUCCAUCAGGUCAAAAUUUGACUUUGUCCAAUACUUUGGUUUACGACCAAAUACCUGCAAAACUAAUGACAUUCCCAUCAGCCUCAGCUGUACUUUGUGUUUAUAACUAAUUAGUAUAUAUUAGCAUGCUAACAUGCUAAACCAACAUGAUGAACAUAGUAAAAAUGACACCUGAUAAACAUCAUGUUGUAAAUGUAUUAUCAUGAUUAACUCAAGUACAGCUUCAGUGAGCCGCUAGCCUGGCUGUGGACUUUUUUUUUUUUUUUUUUUUUAAAUAUACUGUAUAUUUGCUGUCUUAAAGGGUUGCCUUGACACUGAGAUCCAUGCUUUUCCUGCAUUUUGUCCCACAGUUUGACAAACAUACCAGCCAUACACCUUCAGCAUGGAGGAUGUUUUUACCCCUAAAGAGAAAUGAGAAAAACAAAAGAAAAUACACAAUUCAUUUCCAAUUAAACCUCACCACCAUUUUGGUCAUUUUCCAUUUUCAGUGUUACAUCAGGUAUUGUCAUUUUCCAUAUUCCGUUGCUAUUUUUAAACUGAGCUUUCAGUUUCAACAUCUCCAUUUAAGCGUUUCUUUAACAUUUCAGGUUCUUACAUUUCACUUAACACUUCUUGUUAUUUUAACACCAUAUUUUAUUUCAUUUUUGUAUAACAUAGUAAAUAAAAGAAAAACAUUUUCCUUUAAUUUUCCUUUUUCUCUUUAAAUGAAAUUUUCCUCCAUAUUUAGUUUGCAGUGUGUGUUAAAAGAUACUGCAAGUCGCCCACGCUGUCCAUCAUGUCCAGCUGUCCCUUUAACUCUGCUGACAUACUGUAGUUGCACCUUCACAGCUCUGCUACUAAUCUAUAUAUCAAGAGUAAAUUACUAUAUUUUUUGCACCUUUUGUGAUAUACAAAACUAUAUAAUCAAAGAGAAAAUGUUUCUAUACUGUUAGGUUCACUGUUUUGUGUACAUCUGAUCCUGUCAUUUCAAGGGAGCACAGGUCAAGACUUUUAGAAAAACAAACAAAAGCAGCUACCUCUUGGAAGAUCAGACUGCCAGGUUGAGUAACUGAUCUCUGUCAUCCAUCACAAAGCUUCAUAUGAAGACUUUCUAUCAGUUAUUUUGCAGCAGUAAAUACAUGGAUGUUUUCAUCACUCCUAGAAUAAAAAUCAUGUUUUUUUUAAAUUUAUUGGCAAUGGAGGAGACUGCAGACACACACUAUUGAUGUCACUGACAAACAUUGUCAAGAAAAUGCUGAGUCUCCUUCAUCACUAUCAUCAUUACAUGAAGCACUGAUUAAAACACUGCUUAAUCCAUUAAAAUAUCAGAUUUUGUUAGCACUCGUCUACCAGCUAAAUGCUGUUUGACACAGACUUUUAGUUUGUCAUCUUCAAGCCCAAAACGAGGUAACCAUAAUUACAUCAGGAUGACAUCAUUAGGUUAUUCUCUCAGGCUGUGUACUGUAGUACUCCUCAUGACAAAUCUUCAUGUGUGAAGUUUGUGAUUAAAGCAUCAUAUCUGUUAUAUCAGAGGUACUGCAUGUAACGCUGAUUGGACCAACACUGGCUCAUUACAUCAGCAGCAGGGCUAGAUAGUGUUACAGUUUUUCUUUGUAUACCAGUACCGGAGUUUUGAUAUCAAAAUAACUUUUUCAUAUCAUAACACGUCUUCCACUAAACUUUUUUUUUCAUAUAUGUAAGCCUUUUUCACAGCAGGUCUUUACCUUGUUGUAGUAGGAAAAAGCACAGGUGUUAAAGUCUCCCAGUAAGUCAUGACAGUGGGCCAGCAUGCACAAUACCAGCACUGAAACUGAAGCAGCUAAAUGGAAUGCUGCCGUCAUUCAUGUUAUUAUUUACACUUUACUGCUUUUCCUGCAGUGUCUUCCUUGAAAAAGGCGCAUUACAUACAAGCUAAAAUGCUGCUUUAUCAGAAAGUAUCUGAUCAAAGAAUAAGUAAAGAACAGGAUGAGGAUCCAAUGCCAACUUUCAUUACCUGACAGAUUAAGAUACAUUUUGGUUGGUCCCAAAAAAGUAUUGAGGUUUGAAACAUAGUCUAAUCUAACAGCCCUCUAGUUAAACCUGAGUGUCUGUUGAAAUUGCUGAUGCUUGUCACUCUGUUUUACAGUUUCUGUCACAUCUUCUCUUAUGUCUUCUCAUGCUGUGUUCUUCUACAUUCAGUGGGUCAUUAGUUCAGUUAGUGGAGACUUGUCUUAACAUUUCUUUUGGUUGGUUUAUUUUUCUGAUAAACAGUCAGUGUUAAAUGUCUCUUAUCUAAUAUAUUAUUAUUCAAAGAUGUCUUAACUGCCACCAUCUGACACAUACGUGAUGUCAUUGUGUACUUGUAUUCUUAUUUGAUCAGCAGUCUUAUGAUGUUAAAAUAUUUCUGACUCACCAAAUAUCCAAUAAGUCAACAAGCCGGACUGAGACUGUGCUCAGAAGUCUGCAUUGUUGUUUAUUUUCAGCGUUAGUUUUCCGGCUCACUGUGCUCCCACUCUUUCAGACCACCAGUGUUUGUCAAAUUGAAAAAGCAGUUUGACUGCAGUGAGUCUUUGCAGAGGACCGUGUUGUUUUUAAAUGCCUUUCUUCAGAUUGAUUGGAGUGAUUGUACUUUAAUGUUGGUGUGUUUUGGAUUUCUCUGCAGGAUGUCCUUACAGCAGGUCAAGCAAUAAAGAGAUCAGUGUUUUCA